AUGGAGUCGUCGCGCCUGUUCGUCAAAAACCUGCCCCCAACUAUCAAUGAGUCCGACUUUCGGAAACACUUUUCGACAGGCGGUCGACAAGUUACUGAUGUCAAGUUGAUUGCGAAGAGGAGGAUUGGCUAUGUCGGCUACAAGACGCCCGAGGAGGCUGCCAAGGCCGUCAAGUACUUCAACAAGUCUUACAUACGCAUGUCUAAAAUAUCUGUCGAGCCAGCCCGGCCCAUCUCAGACCCUACCCUUCCCACCCUACACAAGAUCGAACAUGUUGCGGGCCGGCUUCCCACGCCAGAACCCGAGCCAAAGGCGAAGAACAAGAUCGAGGCGGACAGCAAGAAGAGGAAGAGAGAGGAACUGGAUCCAGCCGAUCCCAAACUGAGAGAGUACCUCGAUGUGAUGCGUCCGGGUCAGACGACUUCUAGCAAACUUGAGGGUAUACUUGGGCAACCUACAGAAGAGGCGGACGUUGUAUUGCCAAUCGUACCUGUGGAAGCUGAGAGCGACGACGAAUACGAGGAAAUCCCAACUCACAAAUCGAAGCGUCAGAAGGAGGAUGUGCAACACACAGUGCCCUCUGCGCCUCCAGCAGCAGCAGCAGCACCCAGCUCUGCCGGUAAUGAUUUGCAACCAGCAGCUAAAGACGCAAUGAAGGAGCCAGAGCCAGGACUAGCGGACGCCACGGAUGAUGACUGGUUGAGGUCACGCACAAACAGAUUACUCGACCUGGUUGACCCUGAUGACCCAGCAGCUCUGGCCGCGGUCGCAUCGCGUCCAAGUCAACAGCCUGCCGAGCCUACUGGCAUUCUGCCAUCGGAAGACACCGGUAUGAUUGAUGCCGGCGCAGAGCCGGAAUCGCCUGAUGAGCCAGCCACCGUGCAAAUAGAUGGGGACAGUGCAACAGAACAAGUCCGUCGCACAGCGAGGCUGUUCGUCCGGAACCUACCUUUCAAGGUUACUGAGGCUGAACUCCGAGACCAUUUCUCCAAGUACGGCGACGUUGAAGAGCUCCAUGUUCCCGUCGCUGCUUCUGGCCAAGGUAAGGGAUUUGCUCACGUUUCCUUUGCGGAUCCAGAAUCCGCCAUCGCCGCCUUGCAGGAUGUCGAUGGCAAACCUUUUCAGGGUCGCCUCCUCCAUGUCAUUCCUGGUCAGCCCAAGAAGGAUCAUCAGUUGGAUGAGUUUGCCAUUUCACAGCUGCCGCUGAAGAAACAAAAUCUCCUGCGCAAGAAGGCUCAAGCAACAACGAGUACCUUCAACUGGAAUUCGUUGUACAUGAACCAAGAUGCCGUGCUCGCCUCAACAGCAGAUCGGCUUGGCGUGUCCAAAUCGGAGCUGCUCGACCCUACAUCGACCGAUGCUGCUGUGAAACAGGCUGUAGCCGAGACACAAAUCAUCACAGAUACCAAGAGCUACUUUGCCACCCACGGCGUGAAUCUUGACGCCUUCAAAUCCCAGAAGAAGGGAGAUACGGCGAUUUUGGUCAAGAACUUCCCCUAUGGCACUACACUCGAGGAAUUGCGGAAGUUAUUUGAGGAAGCCGCAGGCGGCAAUGUUCUCCAGGUGCUGAUGCCACCCAGUAAGACCAUUGCCAUCGUGCAAUUCUCACAGCCAGUAGCGUGCAGAACGGCGUUUGCGAAGCUAGCCUAUAGGCGUAUGGGAUCUUCGAUCUUGUUCCUCGAGAAGGCGCCUGCAGAUCUGCUCGCAGAUCAUCAACAACCAAUCACAAACACCCAAACAGAUCGCCACACUGGCACCGGAGAGACCGGGUCCUUAUACGUCAGAAACUUGAAUUUUGACACAACAACAGCUCAGUUGGCCGAGGCUUUCACGUCUUUGGACGGAUUCGUCCGCGCACAAGUAAAGACAAAAUUGGAUCCCAAGAAGCCAGGCCAGGUGCUGAGCAUGGGGUUUGGUUUUGUUCAUUUCCGCUCCCAGGCACAGGCUGAGGCUGCCCUGAAGGUCAUGGACGGCUAUGUCCUGGAUGGCCAUACUCUUGGAGUCAAGGCUUCCCACAAGGGGCUUGACGCAGCCGAGGAGAGACGCCGGGAGGACAAGGCCAAAAAGGGCCAGAGAACCAAGAUUGUCAUCAAGAACCUGGCAUUCGAGGCGUCCAAGACUGAUCUUCGGCGGUUGCUCGGGACUUAUGGCAAGCUCAGAGUCGUCCGCAUUCCAAAGAAAUUUGGCAACUCAUCACGAGGAUUCGCGUUUGCGGAGUUCGAGUCGCCACGGGAUGCAGAGAACUGCAUCAAGUCUCUUAAAGAUACCCAUUUACUUGGUCGCAGACUCGUGUUGGAUUACGCUGAAGCUGAGGCGGUUGAUGCAGAAGAAGAAAUCGCCAAGAUGCAGAAGAAGAUUGGGGGCCAGGUCAACAAGGUUGCGGUCCAGAAACUCACCGGGAAGGGGGCCAGACAGAGAUUUGAGAUCGGGGAUGAAAAUGAGGACGACGCAUAA
Messenger RNA from Cryphonectria parasitica EP155, 2454 nucleotides. Its product is annotated as RNA-binding domain-containing protein. Gene Ontology annotation, cellular component: cytosol. The record is from RefSeq and is a predicted model, not a curated record. NCBI's taxonomy places the organism in Eukaryota, Fungi, Ascomycota, Sordariomycetes, Diaporthales, Cryphonectriaceae. Gene Ontology annotation, molecular function: mRNA binding. Bases 1 to 2454 code for a protein of 817 amino acids. The transcript is spliced from 4 exons.